Molecule: messenger RNA, 367 nt
Organism: Neohortaea acidophila
Lineage: Eukaryota; Fungi; Ascomycota; Dothideomycetes; Mycosphaerellales; Teratosphaeriaceae
Exons: 2
Coding region: 81-290 (69 amino acids)
Source: RefSeq, a predicted model, not a curated record
GCUUGUACGAAUAAAAUUAUAUCCAAGCAAUCGCCCAACAAGAGCUUCCACUUCUCAAAGCCAGCGCAAAACCGGCAAACAUGCUAGCCAACGACCAAGCCGGCAAUGAUCGCGCCACUCGUGCUGUGGAGGGGGACGACGUUCCGGGACAGCGAGAAAAGAGCAAGUUUAGCGAGGCAUUCGAUACAGUAGCUGGCCCCUUACAGGCCGCGGCACCAGGAAACAGCGGAAGCAGUGAUAUAGCAGACAAGCUGAAAGAAGGCUUGAAGGGAGGAAACCCUGCGACAUAAGCGUGCUCCAACUACGCUAAGAUGCCGAGUGAAGCCUUGCCGUCAGAGAGCGAAUAUGGUGAAAGGCGCUGAAUUAA